AUGGCGAAACUACGAGAUCAGGAUAUCGUAUCAAACAUCAUCAUUAGGUUGCCUGUGAAAUCGAUCUUACGGUUCAGGUGUGUCUCCAAAGCCUGGUGCAAGUUAUUGAAAGACCCUGAUUUUGUGAAAAAGCACCUGAGUCACGUAAUUGAAAUGAACAAAUUCAGUGUAAUGAUGCACCCAUGUUAUGAUCUUCAUGAAAAAGCCCAUACUUUAGCUUAUGAUCCAUCUUCAUCUACAUUGAGUAGCCCUGCUAGUGUAAGUUAUCCUUUGGCAAGAACAUUUUGGGGAACUUGUAAUGGCUUGAUUUGUUUAUCCACCACUAAUGAGAAGGAUGUUGUCCUUUGGAAUCCAAUUACCAAGGAGUUUAAGGAAGUACCAACUGUACCAAUAGAGUCGGCAGAUGAAUUUAGUAACUAUAAAGAUGGAUUUGGUUACGGUGAUGAGAUUGAUGAUUUUAAGAUUGUAAGUUUUGUGGGGUUUGAAGAUGUUUAUUUUUCUGAAGUUCGGGUAUAUACACUUAAAUCUAAUUCAUGGAGAAGGCUUGAGAACAUACCUUAUUUGCUUUGCCACGGAGAAAUGGACAUGUCUCAAGUAAGUGUUCAUGGAGCUAUGCAUUGGUUAGCAUUCUCUGACACUGAGCCCGACAAAGUGAUAGUCUCUUUUGAUUUCAAGGAUGACAGAUUCGAUGAGAUGCCCCUACCCAGCUUUUUCCAUGAUGAAUACACUGAUGUGUCCAUUGGGAGAAUCCCUUUGCUUACAUGGUUGUAUUUACGGUCGCAUUGA
This is a messenger RNA of Papaver somniferum (opium poppy), 786 nucleotides long. Its product is annotated as F-box/kelch-repeat protein At3g06240-like. The coding region runs from base 1 to 786 and encodes 261 amino acids. Lineage: Eukaryota; Viridiplantae; Streptophyta; Magnoliopsida; Ranunculales; Papaveraceae. Gene Ontology annotation, molecular function: protein binding. The transcript has a single exon. The record is from RefSeq and is a predicted model, not a curated record.